This is a messenger RNA of Daucus carota subsp. sativus, 998 nucleotides long. RefSeq names its product cytosolic sulfotransferase 5. NCBI's taxonomy places the organism in Eukaryota, Viridiplantae, Streptophyta, Magnoliopsida, Apiales, Apiaceae. Gene Ontology annotation, molecular function: sulfotransferase activity. The coding region runs from base 1 to 825 and encodes 274 amino acids. Gene Ontology annotation, biological process: sulfation. Gene Ontology annotation, cellular component: cytoplasm. The transcript is spliced from 2 exons. The record is from RefSeq and is a predicted model, not a curated record.
AUGAACAAGAUCGCUAAUUUGGCUAAUGCGUGGAAACCGGAGAUAGAAGAUGGAAAAGAGAAGAGAGUUGGGUAUUCUACGUCUGGAUUAAAAUUCUUAAUUCGUUAUUCCGAAUAUCAUAGCUACUCACUACUUCAAACUCUAUACUUUUUCACUUUCAAUUUUAUAAAUGAAAUAAUCUACUCACUACUCAUUAGGCCUCAUUUUUCGCCUCGGUUAUUUGCAACUCACAUCCCUUAUGAGCUGUUACCGAAGUCUAUGGCAACUUCUGGCUCCAAGUUUGUGUACAUUUGUCGCGAGCCUAAAGAUGUGCUCAUUUCGACGUGGUUGUUCAUGAACAAACUUAGGCCUAAAAAUCUAUUGCCACUCUCACUUCAUGAAGCUUUUCGGUUGUUUUGUGAAGGAGGUUCGCAUUAUGGACCGUAUUGGGACCAUGUGCUGGGGUACUGGAAAGCUAGCUUAGAGUUUCCUGAUAAUGUGACUUUUAUGAAGUAUGAGGAUAUGAAGAAAGAGCCUCUGUUUAGUCUCAAAAAAUUGGCUGCAUUUUUGGGGAAGCCCUUUUCGGAAAAAGAAGAAAAACAAGGGGUGGUUCAAGAAAUACUGCAGCUAUGCAGUUUUGAUAAUCUGAGCAAUUUAGAGGUGAACAAGACGGGGAUUCUGCGUUAUAGCUCUCAGAUUUUUGUGAACAACUCUUAUUUCUUCAGAAAAGGCGAGGUGGGGGAUUGGCAGAAUUAUUUAACGGAUGAGAUGGUUAAACAUCUGGACUCGAUUACUAAGCACAAGCUAAAGGGUUCUGGACUCACAUUUGGUUCACCAGAUUAUUAACCUGAAAUCAUAUCUGUAAUUUCCUUGUUAUGUCAAUGUAAUAGCUAAUGGCUUCUAAUUUAUCACUCUUCCGUGCUUAUCUAUCCGUUUCUAGGAACCAUAUAUUAUAUCAGCUUCGUCGUGUUCAAGAAAAUGAUCAGUAUAAUCUACUAUGUGAAAGGCACUUGAUUAGG